Molecule: messenger RNA, 2198 nt
Organism: Cornus florida
Lineage: Eukaryota; Viridiplantae; Streptophyta; Magnoliopsida; Cornales; Cornaceae
Exons: 13
Coding region: 182-1834 (550 amino acids)
Source: RefSeq, a predicted model, not a curated record
UAUAGAUACACAUUCGCGCGGACAGUAACUGAUAUGUCAUUUGCCCUUUUUAUCCCUUUCCCAUCUUCGAUUCUGUGAUCAACAUUUCAUAAUCCGUUUUCAAUCAGACACAAAUCUAGGGUUAGGGUUUCGUCUAUCACUCUGCACCGAACGCAAUCGAUUGAAGAAAGAGAGAGAGAACAUGUGGCACGAAGCGAGGAGAUCGGAGAGGAAGGUCCACGACAUGAUGGACGCGGCUCGGAAGAGAGCUCAGAGACGAGCCGUCUUUUUGGCCAAGCGGCGGGGCGAUCCUCAGCAAUCCAUCCAGGUCGCCGGAUCUCGCUGCCGCAUGUAUCGAGACGACGGCCUUUACCAAGCCUCUGAAGAUCAGCAAGGCCUGAUACCUUGGAAUGGGAAACAAAAUAUUUUGAUUGACAGAUUUGAUGGCCGUGCUCUUCUUGAUUUCAUUCGCGAUUCUGAAUCCCGACGUUUUCGGGUCCUAGAAAAAACAGAGGAAGAAGAAGAAUUAGAAGAGUUUGUUAAUUUUGAGCGUUAUCGGGAUUUAAUUAAGCAUCGGCGUAGAGGAUUUGCUGAUGAGGAGGGUUUGCAACAUGUCAAUCAAGAGAUGGAGGCAAAGAUUGCCACUCCAUUUGGAUCAGACAGAUCUCAUCAUCCGGCUCAGCCUCCGGCAAACAAAGGUUCAUAUUCGCAGGUGGGUUUUUCUUAUGAUGGGGACGGAAAAGAGGAAACACAUUAUUCAGAUGGUGAUGACAAUGAUGAGGAUGACGACGAUGAAGAUGACGACGAUGAGGAUUUUAACAGUGAUGAUAGCAAUGAUGAAGCGAUGGAAACAAUUGCAAAAGAAUUUGGAGUCAAGAGGUAUGGCUGGCUUGUUUACAUGGAUAAAAAAGCUAAAGAGGAGGAAAGGAGGCAAAAAGAAGUGGUGAAAGGGGAUCCUUCAAUUAGGAAGCUUAGUCGCAAGGAAAGGAGGAAGGCUUCUCAGAUAGAAAGAGAAAGGGAAAGAGAAGCUGCACGGAUUACUGGGACUCGUGUGCUUCAGCAUGAUCCUUACCGGGAGCCUAGGCGAAGUCCAACGUAUGAAGCUUAUUCUCGUUCUAGAAGAUCAAGAUCAAGGUCACGGUCGCCGUCACACUCAAGGCGCUAUUCUCGUGGUGUUAAUUCGGAUAAUAUGCAUCGAAGCAAAUCAAAGGCAUCUAAGAUAGAGUAUAUUACUGAAUUUGGGGGCUCUGCUGAAGGGAAUGAUCCAAAGCGCGAAGGAUUCUCUCCACCAUCAUCUCCUCCGUCCCAAGCUGAUAUUUUGAACCGGCCAUCAUCUGGUCGCAUACUUGAGGCUCUGCAUGUUGAUCCUGCUUCUGGUGUAUCCCUUGACAAGGAAAAGAACACUAAAUUGUUGAAAGCAUCAGUGAGUACGUCCUCAGCAUUAGCAAAGUUAAGUAAGUCGACCAGCAGUAUAGGCCUCUCUAAACAACAAGGGGAGAAGAAAGAAACACCUCAAGAGCGACUUAAGCGGAUCAUGAGCAAGCAAUUAAACAAACAAAUUAAAAAAGAUACGGCUAUUGAAAUGGCUAAGAAACGAGAACAGGAGCGGCACAGGCUUGAAAAACUUGCAGAAACAAGCCGAUUAAGUCGACAUAGGCGCCACAGCCGCAGUGGCAGCUACAGUCGAUCUCCUCCAAGAAGAUACAGGCGCAGCAGGAGUCCAAGCAGAGGCACAUCUCGAAGAUAUUAUUCUCGUUCACGAUCGCGGUCUUGGUCCCGCUCUCAGUCUCCUUCCCGCUCUCACUCUCGUUCUGUCUCCCGCUCCCCCAGGGUUAGAAGCCGUUCACGGUAUUGAAAUGAUAUUGCAGCUUUUUGUAUUGAGGAUAACAAGUGUGGGUAACUUAAGUAGCUCUGGAUAAUCUAGCAGCUUUUGCUUCAAUCUCUUAUGGCCUGAGAGUUUGAAGGGAGAUGGAGUUGGACAGUCUUGUAGAAUGAGUUAUGUUCUGUUCUUUUGCUCAAACAUGUUGAUCGUCAACUUUAGUUGUAUGUAGUAUAAAUAUGUACCCAGUGAUUCAAUGUUAUUGGCAUUGCCUGCUUGAAGUAGGGGUUGAUUUACCCACAAUACCCCGCAAAGUGGUGCAUAUACAUGGAGAAUUCAAUGCAUUGUUUGGAUUGAACAGACAGAUUAUAAUAUUUUUUUGGGCUUCUUCCUCGGAAAA